AGUUUGAUACCCCUCUGGCUGAAAUUGUCUGAAAUUGUCUGAAAUUGUCUUCUUAUUCUAGCAACUUCCCCAGAAAGAGAAGUGGUUCCCUUGAUUUCCACUUCUGUACAUGCAAAUGUACAAACUUAUCUUGGACUUGGGAAACCUUUAUAUCAAGGACUUGAGGAUAGUGAAUAGAUUGUUCCACAGAGAGAACUGCAGCUCUCUGAUAUGAACAGGCAGGGUAAGAGCCAGUGUCUGGAAGCUGACAUUCAGGAAACUGACCACAAAUGCUAAAGGGUGAGAGUGGCUUUGUUAUUAGCAAAAGUCUCCAGAAUACCAAAGCAUUCUUCAUCCUUGAGGAAACAUCCUUGGAGAAUAUCAGCAUUAUUGGCACAGAUUGGGAGCCUUUUUGAAGGAUGUCAUCCUAAUCACUCUUUCUGAGGAAGUCUGACCUAUGCCACAUGUGGUGUAAAACUCAGUGAGAGGGCGCUGCCUCUGCUUUCUGGGCUGCGCAAAUUCCCUAUGCAGCUCCAAAGUGUUUGCUCCUGUUUGGAUGUAAAGCUGUGCAAACACAUCCACUGAUCUCCUUUGAAUGCUUCAGCAAGUCAGCACAUCUCUGGCCUAUCAGCACAGCCCUCCUCACCACUCUCAUCCUGUUUUUGGAGCAUGUGUUUUGAGUUAUGGAUAGGAGCCUCUCCACCUCGGUAGGGCUGUUUACAUCCCUUGGGUACAACUGUAUCCCAGCUUCGGGAAAUGGGUACCAAACAACAACAGAAAAAAACCCAAACAGCCCAAGCCCCCCUGAAGCAAAUAGAAGCAGUGCUGAGCAGGAAGCCUUCAGUGAGUGUAAAUGUGAGUGCAGGAAAAUGUUUGAAUUAUUUCCCUUUUACUGAACUAUGCACCCACUUGUAACUGCAGUUGAGUAAAAUAAAACACUGUUACCAUAAGAGCAGCAGUUCAGUAAAAGGAACUAUCAACAAGUUAAUUCAGCAUCAGUAGAGGAAGAGUUUCCAACAUUUACGGCUGCUGCCACAGAGGAUUAGAAAAUAAUCCAAAAAGGAACAGCCUAUGAAUCCUUGUGUCUUUAAUUUGGAUCCAGUUUCAACAAUCUGGAGGUGAAUGUUCCUACAUACCAGUUACAUGCACGCGGAAAAUCAAAAGUAUUCUUAACGAAAAUCAUGGCUAGAAACAUUAUUUCUCUGGGAGGAAUAACUACUGAGGAGAAACGUGAGAACUCUUUCAGGGCUUCAGAAAACCCAGUUAUAUGCACUUCGUUUGCGCAGCGUUGGGGAAUUUCUCCUCACAGCUUUUCCCGCUGCUUUUCGCGAUCAGGGUGGAAGCCCUGCAGCACCUGCGGCAAUUAGCUGCGAUGUUUCUGCCAUGAGCCCCGCCUCCCGCCCGCCUCCCCCGGCCCCCCCGGGAAUAAGAGCGGCCGCUGCACGGGCCGCCCCAGAGCGAUGGGCUUCGCCAUGGGAGCCGGGCGAGCGGCGGGGCUGCUGCUGCUGGCUGUGCUGCUGACGAUGCCUAAAGCCCAAGCGAACUGUGGGCAGAGAGAGUACUUCCAUCAAGGCCUCUGCUGCGUGUUUUGUGAAGCAGGUACCUUUGUUGCUGAUCACUGCAAUGCUUCGCAUGUGAGAGGAAAAUGUGACCCUUGCAAGGAAGGAAAAGGCUUUACUGCCCAUGCCAACGGCUUGGAGGAAUGCUUGCCUUGCAGACAGUGCAGAGAGGAUCAGGAAACUGUGAAACCCUGUACUCUGACACAGAAUGCUGAAUGCCGGUGCAAACAAGGGUAUUUCUGUGAUGAUGAGAGCUGUGAAAUGUGUCGGAGAAUCAGUCAAGAGCAUCCAGACGGGAAAGAAAUCCAGCCGAAUUCCACUGAUACUACAGAACUAGGCUUAACCAAUCAAGGGAAGGAAGCUCAUGUUUGGGUUAUUCCGGUGCUUCUGCUGUCUGGUUUGGGUUUGUUAGUACUACUUGUUGUUGUUGUUGUUAAAAAGCUGAAGUGUGCUAAAGCUGCCUCAACUGUUAAAGAUGUAGAGGGACGUCUGGUACAAGAGCCAAGUCAGAUAAUUCUUAAAGAUCUCUCUCAAAGUGAACUGAGAGAGACCUUUGAUGUCUUUAUAAAGGAAGUACCACCACAACAGUGGAAGCGGCUUAUGAGAACUCUUCUCGAGGAAAAUGAUAUUGAUAAAAUUAUUUCUAAAUUUCCUAAUAAUAGAGAAGAACAAUCAUAUCAGAUGCUUCUCAUCUGGAAAAACAGACUGGGAAAGAAGCGAUGUAUUAUUGAUUUACUGGAUGCAUUGAGGCACAUAGAUACCAAGGCUUAUUAUAGCAUAUCAAAAACUUUAAAAAGUAAUAACAUUAUUAGUAAAGUAGAAGCUGACGAUUAAUGUUUAUGAGGAACUGCAGAAAUGUUCUUGUGUACAUGCGUGUGUCUUCGGACUUCCUGUAAAUCAAGGUGCCAGAAACUGCUGGUAGAAAUGGAGUUGUUAGCCUCCUCACCUCAUGGAGAGAGCUGGAAGGGAUGUAAUACCUUUGUUGUUUUCAUGUUUACAUGACCUUCCUACCUCUUAGUCAUAAACGAUUAAACACAGGUGCUGGAUGCCCACUUCGGAGGCAGGACCUCGGGCAUCCCUUAGUUUGUGGCAGUGCUGUGCCAACCUGGGGGGCGGGACGAACAAUCCGCUGCUGGUUUUGAGUACUGUGAUGCUUUAGUUUCCGAAACGAUUUUGUAUCGGACAGCUCAGCACCGCUAUGUUUGAAGCACAGCAAUAAAACCCUGGCUCAGACGG
This is a messenger RNA of Motacilla alba alba, 2774 nucleotides long. Its product is annotated as tumor necrosis factor receptor superfamily member 26-like. Gene Ontology annotation, molecular function: transmembrane signaling receptor activity; protein binding. Lineage: Eukaryota; Metazoa; Chordata; Aves; Passeriformes; Motacillidae. The transcript is spliced from 9 exons. Gene Ontology annotation, biological process: apoptotic process; TRAIL-activated apoptotic signaling pathway; immune response. The record is from RefSeq and is a predicted model, not a curated record. Bases 1440 to 2372 code for a protein of 310 amino acids. Gene Ontology annotation, cellular component: cell surface; plasma membrane.